AUGAAGUUCACCCAAAGCCUUGUGCGCUAUCCUCGCCUCCUUCUGGCAGGCAGUCCAUCUAGAGUUGAGGUUUGGACGCUGUUACUUGGAAUUCUAUGUGCGAUAGCAUCUGGAAUCCCGUUUCCAUUGAUUGGAAUUAUAUUUGGUCAGCUCCUUGACGAUUUCAAUGCGGCGACAUGCAGCUCGGGAGACAGUUCAGACUCUGAGUCGAGCUAUCAAGAGAGUAUCAACGACAAAAUCCUGUUGAUUCUGUAUUUAGCUAUUGCGCAAUUCGUUACUAUCUAUCUUCAUCUCUCCUGCUGGAGCUUGCAUGGCGCUCGACUGGCACAAAGGCUGCGAGAGGUCUAUCUCCGGAACCUGCUCCGGCAGGAGCCAUCAUAUUUUGAUAAUCUUCCUCCAGGGGAGGUUUCAUCUCGUCUCAAUGGCGAUAUUCAAGCGAUACGAUCAGGCACUGGCGAAAAAGUCGGUAUCUGCCUCUCAAGUGUCUCGUUUUUCGUCACAGCAUAUAUUGUGGCUUUCAUCAAGGAUUACGAGCUCGCGGCAAUGCUCAUCUCGUUGAUCCCGGCUUAUUUCUUGAUGUCUUUCGUUGGAAGCCACUACAUCGAGAAAUACUCUGCACUCAUGUCAGAUUAUGCGGCUACUGCUGCAUCGAUCGCUUCAGAGGCACUGUCAAACAUCGUUGUUGUGCAGGCAUUCGGCGCAAACGUUCGGUUGGAAGAGAAAUUUUCCAAAGCACUGCAAUCUUCAGAGUACGAAGGCUUGAAAAAGGCUACAGCCGUUGGCGUGCAGUCUGGAUUCUUAUAUUUUAUUGCGUAUUCCGCGAACGGUUUGGCAUUUUGGCAAGGAAGCCAACAAAUUGCGGACGCCGUGCGCGAUGAUGCACAGGGUGCCACUGUUGGAGCAACGUUUACGGUCAUCUUCAUCCUGAUUGAAGCUACUCUGACUUUAAGCCAGGUUGCACCUUUUCUGCACUUAUUUGGCGCUGCUGUCGCGUCUUAUGAGAAGCUGCGCCAGGAUUUACAUCGCGAACCCAGUAUUGACGGCACCAGUACUUCAGGAAAACGCCUUUUGCAUGCAACAGGUGGAUUCGAGUUUAAGGACGUUUCAUUCACAUAUCCGUCAAGACCAGAUGUUGUAGUUCUUGAUCAUGUCGACCUCCAAAUUCCUCCGAAUAAGCACACAGCCAUUGUCGGCCUCUCUGGAAGCGGCAAGUCGACCAUCACAGGAUUGCUCACAAGACUAUAUGAUCCUAUACAUGGAGACAUUUAUUUCGAUGGGCACAAUCUUCGGGAUGUAAACGUCCAUGAUUUGAGAGGUUUUCUUAGCCUCGUACAGCAGGAGGCUUCACUUCUCGACCGCUCGAUCUUAGAAAACAUUGCACAUGGCUUGAUUAACACAAGCAAUCUGAGCCAUUCUCACCUGAUUUCUACACUUCUUAGCGGCGAUCUUGAAAUUUUAGCAGGGCAGGUCAGAGCUGGUGAGGUUCUUCUAGUGGCGGCAGAGAAAAUGGGCCCCGAAAUGGUUGAGAUUGUUACUAUGGUGCAAAAGGCAGCUGCACUGGCAGACGCUGAUAACUUUAUCAGUGCGCUUCAAUACGGGUACGGGACGUCUGUAGGGUCCAGUGGGCGUCUGAUCAGCGGUGGUCAAAAGCAACGAGUAGCCCUUGCAAGAGCUAUUAUCAAGGACCCUAAGGUUCUCAUCUUAGACGAAGCCACGGCAGCGUUGGAUUCAAGUAGUGAACAGCGCAUCCAACGAGCAAUCUCAAAUAUCGCUACUGGUAGAACAGUUGUCACAAUUGCUCAUCGCCUGGCAACUAUCACCAGCGCGGACAAUAUCAUUGUCCUACACAAAGGACUUGUUGUCGAAGAAGGAGAUCAUCAGACACUGAUGAAUAAGAAUGGGGCGUAUGCUGAAUUGGUCAAGUUACAAGGCCUGCUGGCCUCCUCGCUAAAGGAUAAAGAGGUGGGCUCACAGAAAGGAGAUGAGAAGACUUCUUCGGCCUUGCCAAUCGAAGAGGAUACAGAGGGCAGUAGCCUGUCGAACAAUGACUUCGGAGACCCUGAAAAGUCGGAUUUUCGAUCAAGCCAAAAGGUAAUUUCUGAUGAUACGGAAGACCAAGACGAACUACCGACGCCUUCCAAUUCAUUUUGGUCUGUGCUGCGUGGAUACAUCCCUGCGUUGAAACCACAUCUGUUAACGAUAGCGGUUGCUCUUCUUGGAGCCAGCAUCGUUGGUGGCUCAUUCUCUGGGGAAGCUGUCAUCUUCGGAAAUACUGUUGGGAGCCUUAAUCCCUGCAAAAGCGAAGAAAGCAUUCGGUCUCAAGGUAGCUUCUUCGGAUUGAUGUUCUUCGCGCUCGCAAUCAUUGAAUUCUUUGCGAAUGUCGUCAGCUGGUCUGGAUUUGGUUGGGUUUCCGAGAAGAUCGUCUAUGCAGUUCGGGUACUUUCAUUUCGCUCGCUCUUUGAGCAAGACCUCCAUUGGCAUCAAUCUGAAGGACGAACGCCCGCCUUACUCCUGUCGUACAUUACCAGGGAUGGCAGUGCCUUGGCCGGAUUGAGUGGCUCUGUUAUUGGGACAAUAUUUUCAAUUACGGUGAACCUUAUUGCAGCAAUUAUCUUGACUCACAUUAUCGCCUGGAAAAUUGCCUUGGUGUGCCUUUCACUCGUUCCACUUCUAUUAGGAGCUGGCCUCAUGGAACUUCGAGUGCUUGGCAAAUUUGAGGAGCGACAUGAGAACGCGUACACCAGAUCAGUUGAUAUCGGUGUUGAGGCAAUUACGUCCAUUAAGACGAUAGCUUCACUCUCCUUAGAGGAAGAGACGUUGCGGACUUACCGGCGCUCACUCAAAGGCCCCCGCAAGGAAACUUUCAAUAUCAGCCUUCAGGCAAGCUUGUGGCAAGCAAUGACUUACCUGUUAGGCAAUCUGGUAAAUGCUCUGGCAUAUUGGUGGGGUGCCAAACAGAUUAUAGCAGGCACUUAUACUCAGGUACACUUCCUGAUUGUGGUGUUUUCCCUGCUUGUCAGCGCCUUACUCUGGAGCCAAAUGUUUGCUCUUGCACCAGAGCUCUCAAGUGCAAAAGCGGCAAUGGCCAGGAUAUUGAGUCUGAUUGAGAUAGGAUCGGAUAAGAUGCAAGGUCGAGUACGCAAUCUUCCAGCUUCAGCCUCACCCCGUGAGGAAGAUCUUGAAGUGACAGCAGAAGCAAAGCCGUCAUAUCAGUCGUCCAUUGGAGCUUCUAGUGUGCAACUUCGAAAUGUCUACUUUUCCUAUCCUGCUCGCCCGGAUGUUGAAGUCCUCAAGGGCUUCAGCCUCGACAUCCAGCCUGGCAAGUUCUGUGCCCUCGUUGGUCCGAGUGGGGCCGGCAAAUCCACAAUCAUAUCAUUGAUUGAACGGCUGUAUUCAGUCAGUUCUGGGUCUAUCUUGAUUGAUGGCGCUGAUAUCACCAAAAACCGAGAUGUCACAUUCCGAGACUCAAUAGCCUUAGUACCACAAGAAAGUGUCCUUUUCGAAGGAAGUAUCGAGUUCAACAUUGGGCUUGGAGCUAUACCAGGACAAGAUGUUACACUGGAUGAGAUCAAAGAAGCCUGUAAGCUUGCCAACAUUCACGACACCAUUGAAGGCUUGCCAGAUGGGUAUGCCACUCUCUGUGGGCCCAAUGGCAAUCAAUUCUCGGGAGGCCAGAAGCAAAGACUAUCAAUCGCUCGAGCACUCGUUCGAAAGCCCAGACUCCUCAUUCUGGAUGAACCAACUAGUGCGUUGGAUGCUGAAUCCGAGAAGCUGCUACAGGAUGGACUCGAGAAAGCCGCGAAAGGAAUCACCGUAAUUGCAAUUGCGCAUAGACUCCGUACGAUCCGGAAUGCCGAUGUCAUCUUCAUGAUUCAGGACGGCAAAUGUCUGGAUAAAGGGUCCCAUGAGGAAUUGAUGGAGAGGUCCGAGAGCUACAGGCUGAACGUCAUGCAUCAAACGCUAGCGGAGUGA
Exophiala aquamarina CBS 119918 is the source of this 3972-nucleotide messenger RNA. Its product is annotated as ATPase. Lineage: Eukaryota; Fungi; Ascomycota; Eurotiomycetes; Chaetothyriales; Herpotrichiellaceae. Gene Ontology annotation, molecular function: ATP hydrolysis activity; ABC-type transporter activity; ATP binding. The record is from RefSeq and is a predicted model, not a curated record. Bases 1 to 3972 code for a protein of 1323 amino acids. Gene Ontology annotation, cellular component: membrane. The transcript has 2 exons. Gene Ontology annotation, biological process: transmembrane transport.